CCCUACGCCCCGCCCCCGCCACCUAUUUGAGUCGCCGUGACAGCGCGCGCAGUUGCAAGUCGGAGUCGGUCUCGACGCUUCAUUCAUCCGGCAAUGGACGCAGGCAAAGGUAAGCGAAUGCAGCCAGCAUGGCACGCUCCGCAAGGCAGCAAUCGGCCGAAGCUGCACUUGUACAACAGCCUGACGAGGAACAAGGAGGAGUUUGUUCCACAGAAUGGGAACAACGUGCUCUGGUACAGCUGUGGCCCAACUGUGUACGACGCCUCGCACAUGGGCCACGCACGAUCGUACAUUUCCUUCGACAUCUUGCGGAGGAUAAUAUCGGAUUACUUUAAGUACGAUGUCUUUUACUGCAUGAACAUCACCGACAUCGAUGACAAGAUCAUCAAGCGAGCACGACAGAACUACCUGCUGGAGAAGUACAGCGCCGACAUGCAGGGUCCCCAGAGCCUCCUCAACGAUGUCGCCACUGCCUUAGUAGGCUUCCGCACGAAGCUGUCUGAGACGACGGAUCCCGACAAAAAGCAAAUGCUGGACAGGAUCUUGGCUGAAGUGGAGGAAGGGCUGGGGCGCCUGGAGGCUGCUCUCGCCAAAAGCGCCCCAGAGGAGGAACUCCAAUCCCUCACACAGGCGCUGCUCACCGAAGCCAGGGACCCCCUUUCCGAGUGGCUGGACGCACAACACGGAAGCGAGGUUACCGAGAACUCCAUCUUCUCGGAACUUCCACGCUACUGGGAGGCGGAAUUCCACCGUGACAUGGAGGCCCUGAAUGUUCUGCCGCCGGACGUUUUGACCCGAGUGAGUGAAUACGUCCCGGAAAUCAUCGCCUUCGUGCAGAAAGUCGUGGACAACGGUUUUGGCUACGAGUCGGGUGGGUCGGUGUACUUCGACACGGCGAGGUUCGACAGCAGCGAGCGCCACUCGUACGCCAAGCUUGUGCCCGAGGCUGUGGGUGAUCACAAGGCUCUGCACGAAGGAGAGGGCGACCUGAGCAUCAGCGCUGAGCGGCUGAGCGACAAGCGAUCCCAAAAUGACUUUGCGCUGUGGAAAGCCUCAAAGCCUGGGGAACCUUCUUGGGACUCGCCGUGGGGAAAGGGUCGUCCUGGGUGGCACAUCGAGUGCUCUGCAAUGGCUGGCUCCAUCCUGGGAGAGUCCAUGGACAUUCACGGCGGGGGCUUUGAUCUGCGCUUCCCCCACCAUGACAACGAAUUGGCGCAGUCCGAGGCCUACUUUGACAACGACCACUGGGUGCGCUACUUCCUGCACACGGGACAUCUCACCAUCUCCGGCUGCAAAAUGUCCAAGUCUCUCAAGAACUUCAUCACCAUCAAGGAGGCUCUGAUGAGCAACACGGCUCGGCAGCUCAGGCUGGCCUUCCUCAUGCACUCCUGGAAAGACACGCUGGAUUAUUCCUCAAACACCAUGGAGUCGGCCACCCAGUAUGAACGCUUUCUCAAUGAGUUCUUCCUGAAUGUGAAGGACAUUUUGCGAGCACCGACGGACAUCACGGGGCAGUACGAAAAGUGGGAAGAGUCUGAGAUGGAUCUCAACAAACUGUUUUACGAAAAGAAGGCGAGCGUCCACACGGCGCUCUGCGACAACAUCGACACGCGCGUGGCGCUGGAGGAGAUGAGGGCUCUCAUCGGCCACUGCAACACGUACAUCGCCAGCGUGAAGGGCCGCAAGGCAUCGCCCAACAAGGGCCUGCUCAAGAACGUCUCCCUGUACUUGACCCAGAUGUUCAAGAUUUUUGGUGCAAUCGAAGGGGACGAUGCAAUUGGAUUCCCAAUCACCGCCUGCCAGGGAACAAACCUGGAGACUGCAGUAAUGCCAUUCCUGUCCACCCUGGCCGAAUUCCGUGAAAGCGUCCGGCAAAUUGCCCGGGAAAAGAAGGUGAUGGAGUUGCUGACUUUGAGCGACACCCUACGCGACGACAUUCUGCCUGAGCUCGGUGUGCGACUGGAAGACCAUGAGGGUCUUCCCCCUGUUGUGAAACUCGUGGACAAGGAAUCUCUGCUAAAGGAGAGGGAAGAGAAGAAAAAGAUAGAAGAAGAAAAGCAACUUAAGAAGGAGGAAGCAGCCAAGAAAAAGCAAGAACAGGAGGCUGCAAAAUUGGAAAAAAUGAAGAUCCGACCUCAAGAAAUGUUUUUGAGCGAGACGGACAAAUACUCCAAGUUUGAUGGAAACGGGUUCCCCACGCACGACUCGGAGGGAAAGGAGAUCAGCAAGGGUCUCGCCAAGAAGCUGAGGAAGCUGUACGACGCGCAGGAGAAACUGCACAGCCAGUUUGAGCAAAUGAAUAUCUCCCAGUGAACAGAAUUGGCCAGCACGGCAUUUAAUGGCCAUGGAACAAUUCCUCCCACCCCCCCCCCCCCCCCGUCAUUCGUCAUUUAAUACAUUGUCAUUAUUUGUGGCCAUUCUAUUCAAGAUCAAUGUUUUUAUUAACAUUGUGUGAAUGUAACAACACUUGAAACAAUUGAAGUGCAUGUCAGAAUUGAGAAUAAUCGAUUCUCGCACGCACGAUUCGAUGCAUGCAUUGUGUGAGUGUGAGAUCAGUUUUAAUCUGAAUUGUUGCAUGUUACAUGCCAGGCCUUUAUCUCAUGGGGUGGUACAUUCCCAUUGAGUUUUUGAGAUGUUAACUCCUAUCUGAAGAAAGUUGUCAUUUGCUUUUGUUAAUACAGCCACUGCUGUACAGUAUCACGUGGAUAAUGGAAGGGUAAGUGGCAUAGCAUCCUGACCCCCCCAUGCCGUUGUUGACUUUUUGAUCAGAAUCUGUGGAUGUGCCAAUUUUUAGGUGGAGUGCAGAUAACGUUACAAGGCCAUCAUUAGCUCUUGUACGUAAAUGCCCACUGACACUUAUACAAUUACUCCCUUUGAUUUGGCUGGUUUUUUUACCUUUAAAAGUUGUACUUGCAUGAAUUAUACUUGGCUCGUACGUUUAUCAUAUAAUACGUGUUUUCUUUUCAUUUAUUUUCAAUGGUGUGUGUGUGGUGGAAGGGUGUUUGUUUAUGUUGGUGGUGUUUACAUGCAUUUUCAGGUUGCACGUUGUGGCACACUUUCUGUUAAAUUCAGCAUGGUGGUGUUAUCCGAACGAAUAUAAAUCACUAAAACAUUUGUUACACUUGUAUUGUUGUUUAGCAAGUUUAAUGUGUGAAGUUUUAUAACAUUACAAAUCCUUCCACGUGAUUCAUUUGUGCUAAGCAAGAAUUUUUUUUUUAUUCACCACUCUGCAUGCUAUCGCCAUCAUUUUGGAUUUAAAUCUAGAAAAGCCGCACGCAAAGCUGUAAAUUGUGAAAUUUGACUGGUGAUUUUGUAACAUGCCAUCACACCACGAAUUGGCAAACUAGAUUUAACAGUGAAAAGACUACAUUACUCACACACAUCUCCUAAUUAUAAAACUAAACAUAAUUAUUACAGUAUCAUUCAUGCUAAUUGUAUUAUCACAUUAAGGGCUGUAUCCUAUUUGUAGCACUUAUUAAGUAAAUUAAAACCCUCAGAAAAUAAAAAUGAAAAACAAAUCAAGAGGUCGUCUAAACACAAAUGGUUUACACAACAAAAAAGUUAUUGCAACAACGGUAUCGAAAAUUGUCUUUGCUCCUUGCACCAGCAAGAUAAAUGGGUCCACUAAGUAAUUAAGUGGUUAUGAAGACCCCAAGUUGAAUAAUGUAUUUUUUUAAUAUUAUAUUUGAGUAGCAUAAUUUACAGCCCCUUUAUCAAUCCACUGCUUACCUUAACAUUUUUAUUUUACCAGGUAAGGCCCACUAAGCUAUACAACUCUUUCAGAAGCGACCUGGCCACAAAUGAUAGCUCAACGAAGUGGCUUAUUUGGAAAUUUAUAGCAACCUAACACUCUAAACGCACGUUACUGAAUGUGGAGGGAAAACCGGAGGACCUGGAUAAAAAUCCACGUGACCGUGUGGAGAACAUGCAAACUCCAAAUAUACAGGCAUCAGGGUUUGGAGUCAAACCCACAGCCUCCUGUAUUCCAGGCGAGGUAGUUAACAUCUCCCCACCAUGGCUGAAUGGAGUCUUCUCCAUGCCAUGUACUCGUGGUAGUUGUUUUACCACGCAUUAUUACGCAGGUCAGUGUGGGUUGGUGAAGUUCCAAGGGUUCAGAUAUGAUCUGCCACAGAUCUUAAUCAUUGCUGGAAAUCUAACUUGGGUCUCACAUGCAUCAUGCAGUGCACGAACCACUGCCACCAUUCUGCCUGAAUUAAUUAGCAUGAAUAUAGCCAGUUGAAAAUUGCCCAUACUGUAUUUGUUCGUCUUUCAUAAAACUGUACUUUAAAUCCAAAGUGAAGGUGAAUGGGUUCUUGAGACAUUUUCUUAUAACGAAUGUCAAUGUCACUCAUUAAAAUCCUGUGUUUUAAUGGCAAUUGUCGUUUUUAAAAAGUACAUUCAUCAUUGUCAUGUAACGUAGACAAUGCUAUUUAUGUGGUAUUUUGAUGAAAUUAUGCUGCUGGUGCAUAUAAUAAAAUACUUUAUCACGAA
This is a messenger RNA of Lethenteron reissneri (Far Eastern brook lamprey), 4491 nucleotides long. RefSeq names its product cysteinyl-tRNA synthetase 1 (gene CARS1). Gene Ontology annotation, molecular function: cysteine-tRNA ligase activity; ATP binding. Gene Ontology annotation, biological process: cysteinyl-tRNA aminoacylation. NCBI's taxonomy places the organism in Eukaryota, Metazoa, Chordata, Hyperoartia, Petromyzontiformes, Petromyzontidae. Gene Ontology annotation, cellular component: cytoplasm. The record is from RefSeq and is a predicted model, not a curated record.